AGCAUGGUUUCCCUCCGGCUGCAGAAGCGCCUUGCUGCCUCCGUGCUCAAGUGCGGCAAGGGUAAGAUCUGGCUUGACCCGAAUGAGGUCAACGAGAUCUCCAUGGCCAACUCCCGCCAGAACAUCCGCAAGCUGGUUAAGGACGGUUACGUGAUCCGCAAGCCCGUCGCCAUCCACUCCCGCUCUCGCGUGCACCGAAAGAACGAGGCGAAGAGGAAGGGAAGACACAUGGGCUUCGGUAAGCGCAAGGGUACCGCCGAGGCUCGUCUCCCCACCAAGGUCAUCUGGAUGCGUCGCCAGCGUGUUCUCCGCCGCCUCUUGGCCAAGUACAGGGAGCAGAAGAAGAUCGACAAGCAUCUCUACCACGUUCUCUACAUGAAGUGCAAGGGUAACGUGUUCAAGAACAAGCGCAACCUCAUCGAGUUCAUCCACAAGGCCAAGGCCGAGAAGGCUCGUGAGAAGUCGCUCGCUGAUCAGGCUGAGGCUCGCCGUAACAAGGCUCGCCUUGCUCGUGAGCGCCGUGCCGCUAGGGUUGAUGAGAAGCGUGGAGUGUCAGAGAAGGAAACACCUAAGGAUGAGCCCGCUGAGCAGCCGGCCGCGGAGAAGCCCAAGAAGGAGAAGAAGAGCAAGAAGUAAACUAGAAGGGAAAUUCUCUUGAUUCAUUAAAACCCGAAAAGACAUACUC
This is a messenger RNA of Guillardia theta CCMP2712, 685 nucleotides long. RefSeq names its product large subunit ribosomal protein L19e, cytoplasmic (gene RPL19e). The transcript has 4 exons. Bases 4 to 636 code for a protein of 210 amino acids. Gene Ontology annotation, cellular component: ribosome; cytosolic large ribosomal subunit. Gene Ontology annotation, molecular function: RNA binding; structural constituent of ribosome. Gene Ontology annotation, biological process: translation. The record is from RefSeq and is a predicted model, not a curated record. NCBI's taxonomy places the organism in Eukaryota, Cryptophyceae, Pyrenomonadales, Geminigeraceae.